UUCCUCACCCCCAUCUCUGUGUUCCAAUUUUACAGACACUUUUCGACCCGCGCCCCGCGAUAUAACUCAUCUUCGAACGAAAACGUUAUUAAACGAACUAUCGGAAAAUGAAUUUUAGCCAAAUAAUCAUUUGAAGGGUGAUGUAGCUGAGUGUUGAGGAUGCUUGGUAUUCACACAAAGACUCCUCUUUACUCUCUGCGGCAUACGUUUUUUAAAGGUCUAGGACGGUAAACCAAAAAAGAAAUGUUAAGCUAGUGUGGCGCCGUCCGCGAUUGCUGCAGCAUCAUUUCCUAGUGCUCUCUUUAAAGUGGACUCUACACUGGAGCAAUCUUUCGCGCUUCUUUUCAACUGAUAUUUAUAGGCAUGAGCGCAAUACAACAUGUGCCAACUGGAAAUAAUAAUACACCUGUCUUAUUCAGAUUUGUUUCGUUGUUGGAAUUCUUAGUGUUUAAACUUUGAAUCAUUGGUAAUGAAGAAUCAACCCACCAUGGAGUGUAAUUUAGCAGAUAAAAACGGAUUAAAUUCUUCUGUUGGAAUUCCGACCGAAAAGCAGAAUGGAGAUGACACAGAAGAUGAUGAGGAUGACGAUCGCAAUGAUUCCACUGCCGUUACUACUUCAGUUGCUGACCUUUGCUCAGCGUCUCACGAGUUUGAAUGGCUGAGUCCAACUUCGCAAGGAAUGUCUGCUUAUUCUCACCAUGAGAAACAAAACGAUUCUAAUAUGUAUACAGAAUUAAGUACGGAACAUCAGCAAGUAUUAUCUGCUGAUGAGUCUGGAAUACCGUCUUGCCAAGCUUCACCUGCCCGAUCAUCUCAUCAUCGUCACAAUAAACCACCAACACCUAUUUGGCCGCGAAGAUCAGCUGAUAUGGCUGAUCAUAUUAGAAUGACACCUAGUCCAUAUAAUGAGCUUCAUGGAUGUCGCCGCCAUUUGUCGCCAAUGCGUUCAUCUUGGUGUUGUCCAUCUCCUCCACCACAUACAGUGUGUGUUCAUCAUGGGGGAGUAUUACCAAGCAUGGAAUUGGUUCCUUACAAUCAUGAUUGUUGCGGUGGAGAUAUGAGCUUUGUACCUUAUCAAACUUGCUCUUGCCUACCACCUACAGGUUUACCACACUCACCUCGUUACCAAGAAUCUCAAACUUGGUGCCAUAGUACUUCACCUCAUCAUGAAAUACGUAGAAGGGAGUCUUCCUCACCCUGUGCAAUGCACAGGUCUUGUCAAGGCUUUGGUGGAUCUCGAAGGUCUCGCUCUUCUAGUUCUCGUAAAAGAGAUUGUUCUCCAGCUUUAUCACCUCGUUAUUCACCUGUGCAAAGUGAACAGGUUGCACAUAAUCGUCAGUCUAACUCUGAUCAAUGGCAAGUUCCUCUGCAAUCAGAAGAUGUAAAUAAUUUACACAAGGUUCAAGAACUCGAAAGUGACAAAAAAAAUUUAAUAUUACAGGCUAGUGUUUUAGCAGACCAAGUUGAAGCCCAAGCUGAUAAAAUAAGCGAGCUUGAAAGAGCUCUGAGUCAAAAAAAGGAUGAUUUAAAUCAACUGGAGCAUAAUUUGCACCAAGAAGUCUUAGCUCGAUCUGCUGUUGAAAAUAGCAAACUUGAACUAAUUACUGAACUUUCUAAUCUGAGAUUAAGGCUUACUGCUGCUGAAAGAGACCGUAAAGAGAGUGAUGAAAAAUGCAGAAAAUUAGAAAGUGAAAUUUAUGCUACUAAGGCACGUCUUAUUGAAUUAGAGACUGAGUAUGCUCUUUUAAAAGGAAGAAUACCAAAAAAUGGACCCACUAUCUCUAUUGAUGACAUUAGUGAUAACAAGAAAUACAAGACUGUUCUUGAUUCCAUAAAUGUAUCAAAUGAAGAAAAGGACCAAAAAUUAGAUGACUUGCGCUCAUCAUUGACAAAAUACAAAAAAUUGCAAGAUAUUGUGCUUUCUGGUCAUACUAGAAAAGUUGCUGAUAUUUCAUCACAUGAAACCCAUGGACUUUAUCCUGAUUCCAUAUUAUGCUCACUUAGUAAUGACAGCUAUAAAAAACAUUUGAAUGAUAUCAAUAACUUAAAUGCUGGAAAAUACUCUACAUUGCCUUCAACUUCUUCUAUUCCAAAGCAUAUUAAUCAAUCAGGUCAAUCCCAGACUUUAAAUUCAGCAAAUGUGUCAUGCCUCUCUCCCAUCUCAUCUUCAUUUCACAAGUCUAAUAGUUUAGAGAACAUUAGUUCUACAACGAAUUUUCCAUAUGUUAAUCAAUAUGAUACUUUACCUCGUCAAACAAGUCCUAAUGUCUUGCAAGAUAUUCAAUCUCAUUUACAUGAAGUUGACUUACCACCAUUGACCUACCAAAUAAAUCCACUGAAUAAAUCAUCUGAAAGAGAAAAAGAUGAUUCAACAGUUUCGUCAGUGCAUGAAACAAGCUCAAAAUCUUCCAACAGAGGCCGAAAAUCUGGUAGUGGCACCUCGAAGAGCUCUGGGGUAUCGUUCGGUAAAGGCUUUUUUAAAUUAAAAUCUGGAAAGCGAAGUUCAAGUGAACCUUAUCUAGCAUCUGAAGAAUGUGUUACUAUUCCUUCAACAGAAAAAGAAAAUGGCGAUUACAUUGCUCCUCUUACACCUCAGCCUUGCAUUAUAAAAUCAGAUAAGGAUAAGAACAAGGGACUCUUCAAACUAUUUUCAAAGUGGAAAAAAAGCGGAUCUCAAAAUAUUGAUAGGUUAGAAGGAGACUUCAAACGAGGUGGUAUCCGAGCUACUGCAGGCCCACGAUUAGGUUGGACAAGAGAGGUGGCACAAGAACCAGAGAUACCUUUUAACCGUUGGAAUACAGAUAUGAUAGUUGAUUGGCUUAACAGAUUAGGUCUUACUAUGUAUAUUAGUGAAUGUCGACGAUGGAUGUGUAAUGGGGAUAUGCUCUCUAAAGCUUCUGGCAAUGAUCUUGAAAAAGAACUCAGCAUAAAAAAUCCUUUACACAGGAAAAAACUUUUGUUAGCAAUUAAAAGCAUGUCAUCUGCUUCUAGUAAUUCACCUGCCACUAUAAAUAACUUAGAUUUUCAGUGGGUAGUGCGUUGGCUAGAUGAUGUUGGUCUUCCUCAAUACAAAGAUUCAUUUGCAGAUGCAAGAGUUGAUGGAAGAGUGUUACAUUGUCUUACAGUAGAUGACUUAUUAUUCUUAAAAGUCACUAGCCAACUACACCAUGUCAGCAUUAAAAGAGGCAUUCAACUGUUACGUGAAAAAGGGUUUGAUCCUCAUUGUCUUAUUAGACGUUCUCUACCAGAUGAAACCAGCAAAUCUUACACACCUGAACUUGUAGCUUUAUGGAGUAACCACAGAGUCAUGGAAUGGUUGAGAACUGUGGAUCUAUCAGAGUAUGCUCCUAACUUACGUGGUAGUGGAGUUCAUGGUGCACUUAUAGUAUAUGAACUAAAAUUUAAUACAAACUUAUUUGCCACACUUCUUAACAUUCCACCCACAAAAACUCUUUUACGAAGACAUCUUGCUACACAUUUUAAGCAUAUAGUAGGAGAUGAAUUAAUGCAAUUGAAACGGGAGAAAGAAACAGAAACUCCUCUUUCUCCUAGUGUUAAAAUUAAGAGCAUUCGUAAGCCACAGUUUGCAUUAAAGAAAAAACGCAACAAAUCUGAUUUUGAAAAUGAAGAGUAUGUAUGUCCUAUGGAUGUCCCAGUCAGCACUGAUGCACCAGUCAUUAAAUCUGAUGGGGAUAAAUUAGUUGUCCGACGUAAUAGUGAUCCUUCUCCACAAGAACAAAGGCACAUUGAAAUACAAGAGGAAAGUGAAAGAAUAGAUGCAGUCUCUAAAGAUAUAUCUUCCCUUACAGUUAUUCUUCAAGAUGAAAAUUUGAAUGAAGCUCCUUCAACAAUAGUUUAAAUUCCAUUUGUGCCUUCAUGAUAGUCAUAAAAAUUUGUUGAAGUGUGCCUUGUGAAUGUGUCGGAAAGUAUUAUAUGGAUUUUAGUAUCGAAGUAUUUCAGGUUUUGUCUAUAUUUGUAGUAAAUUGGAAUUAAAUGUAUUUUUAAUAAGAAAUUUUCAUAUAAAGUGCAAUUAUUUUGAUAGUCAAUGUGCGCCAAAUUUUUUUUUAAAAAAUUUAGGCUAAAAUAUAUUAAUAUUUUUUAAAGUAGUAUAUUUUAUAUUAAAUAUUAUUGCACAUUUUUGCUUUAAAACAUGUUUUUAAUUCUAAAUGAAGGAAUGUUAACAUGUGGUUUGUAUUGGUGAUAUUGAACUUGUAUAUUUUUUUAAAGAAAAAAUUGCCAAUACUUGCCCUAAUUACUUUAUAUAACUUUUACUUGCAUACAUACUAAAAUGAAUUCAUUAGUCUAAUAAUUUUUGAGAAAAAUUUAUAUUAAUCCUCUACUUUUUUACUGAACUUAAUCUUUUACUGGUAUCUAAAUGAAUUUAAAUGAAUGGAUAAUUGUUUUUACUUCUAAACAAUUUACAGUAUGGUUUCAUAUCUUUAUAUAUGUGUGACUGAUAGCUAUUGUAUUUGAUUAUGUUAUAUAAUCCAGGGCACUUAAAUGAAUUUAGCAUAUAUUUGUGUUCAUUAUCUGUGGUUUUGUUUAGGAUUGUGUAUUUAUUGUGUAACAAUUUCUUAUAUCGAUUUUAUAUACUAAAACUAUGUCUACUUAGUUUUAACAAGUGUAAUAAACAUAUCAGUACAUUUUUUUAUUUUUAUGACAAAAAUGUAUUUGUAAAAUUGUUAGUUUUAAUAUGUGUAUUUAUCUGUCAAUUAUUUGACUCUUAUGAGAAUAUAACAAAUCUAGUAUUUUAUUAAUCAAUAAAAUUUUUUGCAUUUUUA
Messenger RNA from Parasteatoda tepidariorum (common house spider), 4781 nucleotides. RefSeq names its product liprin-beta-1. The record is from RefSeq and is a predicted model, not a curated record. Lineage: Eukaryota; Metazoa; Arthropoda; Arachnida; Araneae; Theridiidae. Gene Ontology annotation, cellular component: presynaptic active zone. Gene Ontology annotation, molecular function: protein binding. Gene Ontology annotation, biological process: neuromuscular junction development.